AUGGCCAGAUUUACACAGAGUGAAAGCAGAAGGCAUCAGCAGCAGCAUCAUCCCCAGCCGCCUCAUCCCGCCCCCGUCAACCUGCUUCUACAGCAGCCGCUCUUACUUAUCCCUCAUCAGCAUCAGCUCGAUCACAGCCCUGUUCCGAAGCCCAUGAACGGACCCGAAACCGUCUCCAUGCACACGGACAGCGGCGCCAUGAAAGACCAGGACGCCAUCAAGCUCUUCAUUGGACAGAUACCGCGGAACCUCGAGGAAAAAGACCUGAAACCUCUCUUUGAGCAGUUUGGGAAAAUCCACGAAUUGUCUGUUCUGAAGGACCGAUACACAGGCAUGCAUAAAGGAUGUGCGUUUCUCACCUACUGUGCCAGGGAGUCUGCCAUCAAAGCCCAGAAUGCAUUGCAUGAGCAGAAAACCCUACCUGGGAUGACUCGUCCCAUCCAAGUGAAACCAGCUGACAGUGAGUGUCGUGGAGGCAGGGACAGGAAGCUGUUUGUGGGGAUGCUGAAUAAGCAGCAGACUGAGGAGGACGUGUAUCGCCUCUUUGAGCCCUACGGUGCCAUCGAGGAGUGCACCGUGCUAAGAGGUCCUGACGGAAACAGCAAAG
Salvelinus namaycush (lake trout) is the source of this 607-nucleotide messenger RNA. RefSeq lists its product as uncharacterized. The record is from RefSeq and is a predicted model, not a curated record. Gene Ontology annotation, cellular component: nucleus; cytoplasm; ribonucleoprotein complex. Gene Ontology annotation, biological process: mRNA splice site recognition; regulation of alternative mRNA splicing, via spliceosome. Gene Ontology annotation, molecular function: mRNA binding. NCBI's taxonomy places the organism in Eukaryota, Metazoa, Chordata, Actinopteri, Salmoniformes, Salmonidae. The annotation marks the transcript as partial. The transcript has 5 exons.